CAUCUUCCUGGGAAAUCACUAAAGGGUACUGGGUUGUGGAGCAGGUGGCCGCUCAGGCCUCCACCUUGCUGACCUGAGGCGGAAGGCUUUUCGCAGGUCCUCGUCGGGCUCCUGGCGGGGCCCUUUCCACCCAGCGCUUCCGCUUCCCGGAGGAAUAGCCGUCUCCCCGAGGGUCCUGAGCAAACGACCCCCUCCGUUGUCUCGGCUCCGCUCUUGGGUUGGCGGUUGAGGGAAAGAAGAGAGCUGUGCUCCUGUCAGGAUGAAAAAAUAAGGAAAUCAUCUGCAACAUUAUGUGCCAACCCUUCAAUGGAAGCUGUUUGGACAGUGGGCCAAAGCACAUGAUUAACAUUAGAGGUACGUACGUCCUGGGUAUCUACAUUUGAGGCCAUUUGAUCCCUGGAAGGACUGUGCACCUCAGAGGCACAGAGCAGAGGAAAGGGUCUGCCGGACAAGCAGUUGGAACGUGUGAACCAACAGGUGCCGCGAAAAGACUCACGCCUCCCUCGAUCUACGUGCUGUUUUUGUUCUCCUAUACAGUCCGUUCCGUGACUCUGGGAGACUCAGGUGAAGAAGGAGGGUCCACACAAGCAGUAAACCCUUUGUGGCCCGAGGCCAAAAGGCGUGCUGAAGGACAUUGUUUUAGGGAAGAUGUGCCGUGCCUGUGUGUCUGACGGCCAGAACCCUCAACCUCUAUUAGUCACCUCUUGAGAGGACACCCAAAUCACAAUGGAUGCUGAGUAUGUCCUGUGCAACUGGAAAGACCACUUGUGGCCAGCAAGGGUUUUGUCCAGAUCCGGGGUCUCACCAAGAAAUAAGAGGAAAGGAGCACUUUCUCUAGAAGUUGAAAUACUCUCGGUAGAUGAAAAAAUUAAAGUGAAAAGCACAGACGUAAAGAUCCUAAACGAGUCUCAGAUUGAAUCCAUUACCUCCUUGCUAACAGCCCAGUCGAAGGCCAGUGUCCCAGCGGGACAGGAAGUGCCUUACAGAAACGCUCUUUCAGUGGCAUUGGAGAUUCUGAAGGAGAGAGCAGAUGUGCGCCCAGCAGGAGCAUCGGAUGAUCCAGAGACCACUACACCGUCCCGAAGGGGACCAAGAAAGCGAUCUCUUAAAGACUACCGGAAGGCCAAAGGGAUCUUACUGAGGCGUCUCAGGAAACGCAGAAACCUCAAAUCGCGGCUGGUGCAUUCUCGGAGACAGGAUGCCCCAGAUGGCGGCCAAUCACAGGCACACACAACCCUCACUCCCCUUCCAAGGAAAAGGCAAGCAAAGUCCUCACCAAGCUCCAGCAGGCGCCCGAACUUACCGUCACUUUCAGAAGAUGGUGGUGAGAAAGAGGGCAAGGAAAAGAGGGACACCUCAAGAGUUAGGUCUUUGCAUCGCAUAGCCAAGGAGGCGGGUACCGGGGCUGAAGAUGGAGGCAUCCUUCCAUCUCCGCCACCAGGUUUCAACCUCACUGUGCCCGAGGAGGCUCCGAAAGAAGAGGCACCUGACACCCACGCAAAGACCCCGGAUGCCUCCUCUGAGCGCUCUGCCUCCUCCGGGAAUGUUGAGGACCACGGAGAGGGUCCCUGGGAGCCAGGCAUGGAAGGUGCGGCAGCCUCCUCCAGCGCCCCUAACCUGAGGCCGCGUUGUUCACUCCGUCUGGCAAACAGGAGAAGGAAGCUGCAGGUACCAGAGUUUGAGAAAGGGCUGCAGGAAUCUCGACCUUCGGCCAGCUCAAAGGCUGUGAACCCCACCACUGCUAUUAAGAAGGAUGUCAGCCAGGAAAUGGGACAACUGACCAGCACGCUUUCUCCACAGGAGCCUUGUCCCAUUGAAGGAGGAAUGAUGGUCUGGUUUAAAUUUCAAAAUCACCCCUUUUGGCCAGCGGUGGUAAAGAGCGUCAGCCAAGCAGAGCAGACUGCAAGGGUGCUUUUGAUUGAGGCAAACAUGCACGCUGAAAUGAGUGGCAUUCGAGUUCCUCUUCGAAGAUUAAAGCCCCUGGACUGCAAAGAGAAAGAAACACUGAUGAAGAGAGCCAGGAAAAUGUACGAGCAAAGUGUGAACUGGUGUUUCUCCCUGAUUUCUCACUACAGAGAAGGGCUCACUUGUGGGUCUUUUGCAGGCUCCUUCCUGGACUAUUAUGCUGCUGACGUCAGUUACCCAGUUAGGAAAGCCAUCCAGGACGGGGAUCUGGAGGCUGACUUCCCAAAGGUCAAUUAUGCCGACCUGGAGGAUUCUGAGGAGGAGACCUCCGUGGGCGGGAAGAGGCCCCGCAAGAAGAUUCUCCCUGACCGGAUGAGGGCUGCUCGGGACCGAGCCAACCAGAGGCUCGUGGACUUCAUCGUGAAAACGAAGGGGGCCGAUCACCACCUUCUGGACAUUGUCAAAGGCAGGAAACAGUCCAGGUGGCUGACAUCGUUUCUGAAUUCCAACAGGUACACGCUCUGCGUUGAAACAUACCUGGAGGAUGAAGACCAGUUGGAUGUCGUGGUGGGACAUUUACAAGAAAUCUACAAACAAAUAGACAAGAAGAGGCUGACUCUGGCAAGGGACGACAAAGUGAGUUUUGUUCUGGAAGUUCUUCUGCCAGAAGCAAUCAUUUGUUCAAUUGCUGCACUUGACGGAUUAGGUUAUAAGGAGGCAGAAGAAAAGUACCUACGGGGCCCACCCGUGCAUUACCGAGAAAAAGAGCUGUUUGAUAAAAAUAUCUUAAAGAAAAUGCGAUAGAGAUCGGCACCAAGGGGCAAAGCUAAUAAGUAAGCCCUCCUGUGCCCACACUGCAGCAGGGAGACCUCUCAUUGCCUGUCUGUAUGCAAUGCGGGAUCCUUCCAUUCUCUAUGCCAUGUACAUACGUUCUAGGAGUUUGAGACCCCGGGAACAUGCUGGGUUCAUUUUGGAUCCAUCUGUGGCACUUGUGCGUAGCACGGCCACCAUCGUUUCUAGUUCCCAAACGCCUCGCAAACUAAUUUGAUAAAAAAAAA
This is a messenger RNA of Canis lupus familiaris (dog), 2963 nucleotides long. Its product is annotated as PWWP domain-containing DNA repair factor 3B-like. The transcript is spliced from 4 exons. Lineage: Eukaryota; Metazoa; Chordata; Mammalia; Carnivora; Canidae. The record is from RefSeq and is a predicted model, not a curated record. The coding region runs from base 727 to 2709 and encodes 660 amino acids.